Molecule: messenger RNA, 1323 nt
Organism: Drosophila obscura
Lineage: Eukaryota; Metazoa; Arthropoda; Insecta; Diptera; Drosophilidae
Product: phenoloxidase-activating factor 2-like
Exons: 2
Coding region: 40-1257 (405 amino acids)
Biological process (GO): proteolysis
Molecular function (GO): serine-type endopeptidase activity
Source: RefSeq, a predicted model, not a curated record
CAUCAAGUCGAUCAGUACGUUACGGAAAUCUGCGCUAUAAUGUCACAUUUCGAGGUUCUAAUUCCAGUCGUGCUUUUCCUGCUAAUGGCCUCAGCCGAAGUGGUUGAGAAAAACUGUGGCAACUCCAAAAACAAAGUAUGUGUGCCGCGGAUUUUGUGCGACAACGGAGCUGUCAUUAGGGAUGGCCGGGCACUGUUCUCAUUUCGUACGUUGCUAGACGGCAAUGAGGGAUGCGAUACCACCGAAGUCUGCUGCGCCAUCACAGAUAAGGUUGAUACCCCCAUUGUCCCGUUAGACGUUUCCACUCCAACGGAAUGUGGACACCGAAACGAAAUGGGUCUGCAUACCACCAUGACCGACUCAGCGGAUGUGGCCCAGGUGGGUGAGUUUCCCUGGAUGGUGGCUCUGCUUCGCAAGUCGGAUAAAUCAUAUUUGAAAGCUGGAACAUUGAUUGGAUCAGAUGUAGUCCUUACCGCAGCCCAUGUCGUGUUCAAUCUCCAAGCAGGAGAGUUUUUCGUCAGGGCUGGUGAAUGGGACUUUUCAAUUGAGACUGAAUUUUAUCGCCAUGUGGAUGUCGACGUAAGGCUUAUCGAAAGACAUCCGGACUUCCAGAAAUCGUCGGGAGCGAACAAUUUGGCACUGCUCUUUCUCAGUACGCGAAUAAACCCACAGCCCCACAUCAGCCCCGCUUGCCUGCCUAGAGCGAACAGGAAUUUCGACCAUAGCAGAUGCUUUGUCAGCGGCUGGGGCAAGAAGACGUUUUCGUCCAGCUCCUACAUGAAUAUAUUGAAGAAAGUUGAGGUGCCCGUGGUUGGUCGUGAACUGUGCCAACAACAACUGAGACGAACCAUCCUCGGCUCCUACUUUGAGAUCGACUCCAGCUUAAUUUGUGCAGGCGGCGAACGGGGUAGGGACGCGUGUAAGGGCGAUGGCGGAGCCCCAUUGGUCUGUCCUCUGGCCAACGAUAACCGACGCUAUGAACAGGCUGGCAUUGUCAAUUGGGGCAUUGGCUGUGGAGAUCAGAACACUCCGGCUCUUUACACAAAUGUUGCCCUCUUCCGCGAAUGGAUUGAUCUGAAAGUUUCGGAAAAGUCAGUUUCCAGAAGUAAUUUUGAUAGUGGUACUGGAGGUACUGGCUCUGUGAAUAAUGGUGGGUGUUCGCACAAAAUCUGGUCCGUUCUUGUCGGCUCCAACUUAAAUAUCCAGAUCAAUAACCUAUCGAACAAAUCCAAAGAACCAGCUAUGAUUCCCAAAUAAAGUGCUCUGUAAACUCAAUUAUUCCCUGUUAAAUAUAUAGUCACCGAUUUAUAAAUAUAAAAUAAA